Molecule: messenger RNA, 1515 nt
Organism: Xenopus tropicalis (tropical clawed frog)
Lineage: Eukaryota; Metazoa; Chordata; Amphibia; Anura; Pipidae
Gene: cpa6
Product: carboxypeptidase A6
Biological process (GO): proteolysis
Molecular function (GO): zinc ion binding; metallocarboxypeptidase activity; carboxypeptidase activity
Source: RefSeq, marked provisional
GCUUAGUAGUGGUGGUCUCAUUCAUAUCUGGGAACGCUCUACUCCUGCUGUGUGAGUGUAUGAUCAUGUUCUGCACAUGGGGGGCUCAGCACCUCGUCCUGUUCUUCCUCCUCUCCUGUGCUUUGCCGGCAGGACAGUGCCACUUGUACAAAAACCGCUAUGCAGGGGAUAAAGUAAUACGGGUUUUUCCAAAGACUGAAGAAGAAGCUUACGAGUUAAGGAAUAUGUAUCGGCAGCUUCAGGUGGACCUCUGGCAGCCCAGCAGUAUAAACCACAUAGAAAAAGACACAGUAACCGAUGUGCACACUUCUGGAAACAGCUCCCAUGUCCUACUAUCCUACUUGAUAAAAGAGAAAGUCCAGCACAGGAUCCUAGUAAAUAAUGUGCAAACGAUGCUCGAGGCACAACAGGUAUCCAGACCAAGAAGAAAGCGUAGGUCAUUGUCCAAAUAUAAUUACAAUGAAUAUCAUCCCUUGCAUGAGAUUGAGUCAUGGAUGUUUUAUAUGAACAAAACCCAUCCAGAUCUUGUUUCUCUAUUUUCCAUUGGAAAGUCUUACGAGGGCAGAUCUUUAUUUGUGCUUAAGUUGGGGAAACGUACAAAUUCUUAUAAGAAAGCUGUUUGGAUAGAUUGUGGUAUGCACGCACGGGAAUGGAUCGGACCAGCAUUUUGUCAGUGGUUUGUUAAAGAGGCAAUUAAUACAUACAACACUGACCCUGCUAUGAAAAAAAUCCUCAAUCUCCUUUACAUUUAUGUAAUGCCUGUGUUCAACGUGGAUGGAUAUCAUUUCAGCUGGAAUACUGAUCGCUUUUGGAGGAAAACUAGGUCUAAAAAUACAAGAUAUCAGUGCUAUGGGGUUGAUGCUAAUCGAAACUGGAAGGUGCACUGGAGCGAUGAAGGAGCUUCCUUGAACCCAUGUGACAACACCUACUGUGGCCCCUUCCCUGAGUCGGAGCCAGAGGUUAAGGCUGUUGCUCAGUUCCUUUACAAACAAAGAAAACAUGUUCGGGCUUAUAUGUCUUUCCAUGCUUAUGCCCAGAUGCUGCUUUAUCCUUACUCCUAUCAGUAUGGUGCUAUUCCAAAUUUUGGCUGUGUGGAAUCAGCUGCACAUAAUGCUGUUCUGGCGAUACGCUCUGCUUACGGCAUCAGGUAUAGACAUGGCCCAGCAUCCUCCACAUUAUAUCUGACCUCAGGCAGUUCCAUGGACUGGGCCUACAAUAAUGGCAUUCCAUAUUCGUAUGCCUUUGAGCUUCGUGACACUGGAUAUUAUGGAUUUCUAUUACCAGAGGGUCUCAUUAAACCAACCUGUGUUGAAACCAUGUUAGCGGUUAAAAAUAUCACAAUGCACGCUCUCAAGAAGUGUCGCUAAGGGACCAUGGAAAAUCACCUCAAAAUACUGAUUCCAUUUAUUUUCCUGUGAUUUGAACAGUCUCUGUGCACAGGUGUACCAAGCAUCACUGUAGAUUCUGUAUAGUUUGGAUGGGUAAAUUGCAUUAAAAAUCAACAGCGCCUCGUGA